CCUGCUGUCAAGGCUGCACAGUUCCAGAGGAGAAACCUGCAGGAGAUGAGCAAACACGGACCAAGUCAGGAACAACUGGGAAGGGGAGGACCCCCAAUGGAGAGGAGCUCAGAAUCCAAACUUGAAAAUGCAUCCAGUAAGCUCAGCAUCCUCAACCGCAACCAAACCAAAAACAGGAAAGGCCUGAGUGCAGUCACUAUGAAACACUCAGCAACCAGUGUUAUGGAUAGCCGCAAUGAUGUCUCCUUUACCAUCAACCCUCACGUGCAGCAGUUUAAGUCUACAUCACCAAAGUCAUAUCAAGAAGCCAAAGAUGAAUUGAAAGAAAUUCCCCCCAAAAAGCCCAUAAAACUUGCUCCAUUAGCACUCUCAGAGGAGGUCAAGAAAGCCCAACUUGAGAAGCUUAAAUACAUUCAAAUAGAGGGCAAGCAGGCAGCAGAGAAGCUGGUUUCCACUGGAAAAAUUAGCACUGAACAUCAUCCAAAGAAAGAGCAAAAUCAUGAACGUCUUGACAACUUGAAGACGAUAAAAUUGGCUGAAAAGGCAAAUCUAGAAAACCAAAAUAGUCCAAAGCAUCUACUGCUAGAAGUACCAUUUCUUCGUGCCAACAUCUCAAAUUCAAUUUCCCACCAGACAUUCAAGUCACCACUUCCAAGCAAACCCUUGUUUUACAAAACCACAAACAUCAAUGCUAAAUCUGUAGUUAGCCCUGAUGAACAGAAGUAUAUUCCUGAAGAAAAUCUUGUGCCCUCACUCCAUCCUGUACAAGAGAGAAUAAAGAUAAAACACAAGAAAGACUAUGAUAAUGGAACACAUGAUAAGCCUUAAGCCAUUACAAUUAAUCUUUAGGAAUGGCAACAAAGAAGAACUUAAUAUUGUAAACCAGACAACUGAGGAACACAGCAAAGCAAAUAAGCUAUUUAGCAAAUCAGCCAGGAGAAAAUGGACAAGGAAAGCAAGUGAAUAACAGACCUAAUUUCAUCAAAUUGAAAGAAAACAAGCAAACGGUGGUCAGUUACCUGCUUUGAGGCAUUGUCAGUUGUUUUGAGAAAGUGCUUUGUGCUGGAGCAUUAGUUAAAGAAAUAAAUAACAGAAAAAAGUUGCAUUGAGUAUGGAAUUCAACUUGAGGCAUUAAGGAAAGGUUUGUCUGCUGUAUCAAGCUUAAUAUUCUAUGUGCAUUUUCCAUAGAUUGCAAUUGAUUUUAAUCAUGAAAGUAGGAUUGUUUUUGAGGUUGAAUGACUAAACAAGAAAAACACUAAAUGACAAAUCUGAAUAACAAAGAAAAGGAAUUUUGAAUAAAGUGAAAAGAACAACAUUGGGACUGAACUAUUCCCAUUGGAAAGCUGAUCAUCCAAAUCAGAAGUCAUAUGUGACUAUACCAGAUAAUGACACCACAUUUAAAAUUUCAGCAAGUCUAUUUGUUCCAUAUGCUAUGGAUAAGCAAGUGAAUUUUGAAUUCUCUACUAUAAUUAGAGAAUUCCAUUAUUUAUGUGCACCCAAAUUGACAUAUGCCAAGUUGAAAGUGGAACUUCAAACAUUGGUAUACAUACAGUGGCUUGCACAGAAGCAAGAAAGCAUAGUGCCAAGUGGACAGAUGGUACAAAAGGUGAAUAACAACACAGAGUCAUUCAAGGAUAUCAACAGGCAUAAAUCAACUAGAUUAAUCACAAAUGACAUUUAACCCUUACAGUACUACAUUCCAUUCUGUCUUGACCUUGCUUUCUUGUUGCAAAGCAAAUACUUCCUUAUAAUUUUAUAGACCAAACUAGCUAGCCUCCAAAAAGGGCACAUGGAUUAUGAUAAAAUAACAACCAUUGAUUACAAUACCUGCAGAAAAUAAACUCUGCCUGUGAAUUAACCCCACAGAAGCCAGAGUUACCCUUUAUUUACAUGUGCACAAUAUCAGACUCUGACCAGCCAACUCAUAGCCAGUCCCUAAACUGAGGUGAAUCCUUGAAAUUCUUGUUUAUAUCUGUCAGCCAAGACUCCCUGAUUGGCCCAGGUUAACAGUCCCAAUCUGGGAACUCAUGCUCAAUGGAUCCACCUGGCCACCUCAUUCCAAUCUCUACACACUGCCUGUUAAGUUGUACAGUUGCUGGGUUUGGUUUUUCAGUUGGUGGGAUGUUGUGAGGCUGAGUGAUGGCAAUGGCUUAGGUUCAAAUCGUACACCAGCUCAGGUUGCCAGAAAGGACAUUCCUUCUCAACCUUUCCCUUUGCCUGAGGUGUUGUGACCCUUAGAAUAAAUCACAAAUGAGAGAGCAGGCCUAUGAUGAUUUUACCCACAAUAUGGUUGUUGCUUGUGGCCAGUGUUAUUUGCAAUGCUGAAUGGUUGCACGCUUAAGCCAGAACAGCAAAAUCUUAUGUCCUAAGAGGCUAAAGCCAUGUGAAUGUCACAUGCUCUGCUUGUGGGUAGUCUUUAUCUCUGAAUGUGUCUUUUUGUUAUUCUUUUGCAGUA
Messenger RNA from Stegostoma tigrinum, 2455 nucleotides. RefSeq lists its product as uncharacterized. The transcript has 2 exons. Lineage: Eukaryota; Metazoa; Chordata; Chondrichthyes; Orectolobiformes; Stegostomatidae. Bases 46 to 828 code for a protein of 260 amino acids. The record is from RefSeq and is a predicted model, not a curated record.